AUGAGUGAAUUAGUUGAAAAUCAGCUUUCGACGCUACGCUUCGUAGCGAAAGCACUGGACAAUUUCAAGAAAAUUGGCCGGAAUAAUCUCACCUCCGCCAAGAUACGAAACCGAAUGACAUCACUCAAGGAAACGUGGAAUAAUUGCCUGGAAGGACAUCGCCUGUUGCUGCAACAUUAUCCGGAAUCAAAACGCGAUCUCAUCGCUUAUUUCCGAGACGAGCAACUGGAUCAAUACCAGGAAAUCUACUUGACAGCACUGGACUACAUGUCUGACUGUUUGGAGGAACUGGAACCGUGCGUGAGUCCGCUCCAAUCAAGCGACCGAUCUGUAUCUCAUAUACAGUCGGAAUCCGCGUUAUCAUUGAGACAUUUACCGCCAAUCCAAUUACCACCGUUCUCCGGUAAAGCCGACGAGUGGGAAACUUUUCGCGAUCGAUUCACUGCGUUAAUCAUAAAGAAUCCCGAAUUAUCCGAUUUCGCGCGCAUGCAUUUUUUGGUCUCAAGCUUGACCGAUAAAGCUCGCGAUGUUGUAGCGGGUACUUCUGUUACCGCUGAUAAUUUUGACGUCGCUUGGAAAGCAUUAACUUCUCGUUUUGAAAAUAAACGUAAACUUGUUGAACUUCACAUUGCUGAAUUAUACAAUUUACCUUCGGUUAACAAAGAAUGUGCCGCGGAAUUGCACGCUUUACGAGAUAAAGCCGAUCGAGCGCUUUCAGCCUUAAAGCGGUUAAACCGAACACAAGAGGAUAUACUUAAUGACAUUUUAGUCUAUUUUGUAUCGCUCAAGCUUGACUCCGCCACUCGUCGCGCAUGGAAACUCAAAACCGGAUCGGAAUCGACUCCGCCGAAUUACGAAGACUUGAUUACGUUUAUAUCAUCGCGUGCGCUCGCAUUAGAGGAAUUAGCUCCUUCCGCUGCAAACAAAGGUCGACAUACUGUUCAAGCGAACACUGCGACCUUCGCGCGUCAAUCUUCCGGUCCGUGUCCAGUCUGUAAGACACCGCAUUAUCUUAGUAGGUGUCAACAAUUUGUAAUUAAGAGUCCGAAUCAGAGACGCGAAAUUGUCAAGAAUUCAAAUCUAUGCUUCAAUUGUCUCGGAACGAAACAUUCCGUAAAAAACUGCCAAAGUAAAAAUACAUGUCGCAUUUGUCAAAAAAGGCAUCAUUCUCUCUUGCAUCUUGAUUCGGCCUCUUCAAGCGAUCUAGACGUUACACGAGCGAACACGUCUAGCACCAGCGCAACUAUUGAUAAUCUCGAGCCAUCGCAAACCGUCGCGAUGUCCGCCGUAUGUUCAAGUGCACCCGUGUCAUCCGUAUUACUGGCCACAGCGAAAGUAACAGUUCGGUCUCCCGACGGUCGCGUCUGUGAAGCUCGCGCCCUGAUCGAUCAAGGGUCAGAGGUCACUUUUAUUUCAGCAAGAUUAGCAAGAAUCUUGCGUUUACCUCGGAAACGAAUGUUCGCUCAAAUUUCCGCAGUCGGCGGUAUCAAUGCGGAUACAUGUCGACAGUCCGCUGUCAUUGAAUUCGCACCUCGCGGAAAGCCUAAGCCAGUUUUCACUACGGUCGCGUAUAUUCUAAAUGCGCUUACUAAAUACGCGCCGCGAUUAUCUGUCUCAGUAUCGGAUUGGAGACAUAUAAGUACACUCAAGUUAGCAGACGAUGAUCCCACAGGAUCAAGCCCUAUUGACGUAAUCAUCGGCGCCGACAUUUACAGUCAAAUCAUUACGAAUGGAAUACGGAAAGGUCCAAUCGGGCAACCUAUCGCCCAGCGAUCUCAUUUUGGAUGGAUUAUCUCUGGACCCGCUCAGAAUCAGAACGUUUCUGCUCAAACGAUUAACGUCUUUCAUUGCUCAAUCGAGCGUGAGUUACGCCGUUUUUGGGAAAUCGAAGAGAUCCCACGCUAUAACAUUUUGUCUCCUGCCGAAGAACAAUGUGAGAAACAUUUUCUUACGACUCACUCACGAAUUUCCGACGGGCGUUACGUGGUUCGGCUGCCGUUUAAGACGAAGUUCCCUAUCGACAUCGGAGAGUCUAGAUCAAUAGCUAUACGGAGACUAACAGCAUUAAAAAGGCGUCUAGAUACGAAUCCAGAUCUCAAAUCGGAAUAUUCAGCGUUUCUUGAAGAAUACGAGCAGUUAAAACACAUGAAAAGAGUGCAUCCUCCAACCGCAUCUCAUUCACCGGCGGUUUAUCUUCCGCAUCAUCCGGUGAUCCGCACAACGAGCGCUACCACUAGACUGCGCGUCGUGUUCAACGCGUCCAGCCUCACAACAAACGGUACAUCGUUAAAUUCACAUUUAGAGAUCGGGCCUAAAUUACAAACGGAAAUAACGGCGAUCUUAUUACGAUGGCGGAAACAUAAGUAUGUUUACAUGGCGGAUAUUGCCAAGAUGUACCGACAGAUUUUGGUCGACCCUCGUGAUCGUGACUAUCAACGUAUUGUCUGGUAUAAUCAGGAUCAAUCGGACAUUCAGGAUUAUCAAUUGUCCACUGUUACGUAUGGAACCGCGUCAGCUCCGUUCCUGGCUUUACGAGUGAUCAAGCAAUUGAUAACAGACGAAGGAGCCGCAUUUCCCCUUGCAACUCCGAUUCUUCAAGAUGAUAUUUACGUUGAUGACGUUCUUUUCGGAGCCAAUGACAUAUCAGUGCUGCGUCAAGUCCGCGAACAACUCUGCUCUCUGCUGUCUCGCGGCAGAUUUACUUUACGAAAAUGGGCCAGCAACAACUCCGCAUUACUGGCAGACAUUCCGGAAGAAUGUCACGGACUCGCCGGAAACAGAUGGCUAACUUUCGAAGAAAAUUUCAGUGUUCUAGGAUUAACAUGGAAUCCCGCCUAUGACACUUUUCAAUUUCGCGUGGAUCUCUCACCGACACUUCCAGAUACGAAAAGGAAGAUACUAUCAACGAUCGCUCGAUUAUUCGAUCCAUUAGGAUGGGUCACCCCCGUUACGAUCAACGCGAAAAUCUUCAUGCAACAUUUGUGGAGAUUAAAAUUAAACUGGGACGACACCAUUCCGUCACAAACACUUCAGCGCUGGGAAUCAAUAUACUACAACCUAUCGGCCUUAAAUAAUUUACAGAUUCCUAGAUGGCCAUGUCAAGAUGACAGUACUGCUUUAUGCGAGUUACACGGAUUUGCAGAUGCAUCUAACGCGGCAUACGCCGCCGCAGUUUAUAUGCAUACGACCUCGCAAUCAGGAGAGAUAAAGAUCACAUUAUUAGCGGGCAAGUCGAAAGUCGCGCCACUCAAGAUCACAAGCCUCUCUCGAUUGGAAUUACAAGCAGCAUGCCUUCUUGCUCGGUUGAUCGAGUUCACGCAAUCCUCACUCCAGAUGUCAAACGUCGCGUGUCAUUGUUGGACGGACUCUACAGUAGUAUUGGCAUGGUUAAACUCACAUCCGUCCAGAUGGAAAACUUUCGUCUCUCAUCGAGUCGCAGAUAUCCAAUCUCGAUUACCUGAAGUUCAAUGGCGGUACAUUCCAUCCGCAGAUAACCCAGCCGAUUGUGCUUCGAGAGGUAUUCUACAUUCUGAUUUCAAUGCCUUUAACCUGUGGUGGCACGGUCCUCCCUGGCUCAAACUAACUCAGACCAAAUGGCCAAGAGAUCCCGCUCCUCCACUGGAAGAAGCGCCUGAGGAGAAUCGGAAACUUAUAGUACACGUAGCUCACACAGAUUCUGGCUGGGAUUUAGCCACAAGAUACUCCACGUGGCCGAAGCUAAUCCGAAUUACAGCAUAUACUAUCCGUUUCGCAACCAGAUUCCGAAAGAAAGAUCAAACUUCAACUGACUCAGAGGUGCAAAGCCAAUCUUUGACGGCAAGUGAAUUUCAGACCGAACGCAAAUUUUGGAUUAGAUCAAUCCAGGCAGACGUCUUCAGUGACGAAUUGGACGCUCUCAAGAAACAACAAGCACUUCCAUCAAAAUCGGCGUUAGCUAUGCGUACUAUCCAUCGAUAUCGAGUCUUCGGAAACGGUUCUCCGAGCGACAAUUGA
Messenger RNA from Camponotus floridanus (Florida carpenter ant), 3993 nucleotides. RefSeq lists its product as uncharacterized. NCBI's taxonomy places the organism in Eukaryota, Metazoa, Arthropoda, Insecta, Hymenoptera, Formicidae. The record is from RefSeq and is a predicted model, not a curated record. The transcript has a single exon. The coding region runs from base 1 to 3993 and encodes 1330 amino acids.